AAUUAUUUUGUGUAAGGCUCGCAGAGUAUUAAGACGUCCCAGUUGAGUUAUUAAGACUCUGGUGCUUAUUUUACUGUUUUCCUAAUUAUCUUGUAAAAGUUUUCUUUUAUCUAAACAACAAGUUUCUCCUCUAUCGAAAUGCUGCACACUGUCCGAAGCAAUGCUGAUUUUGAUAGGCAAUUGGCAGCCGCUGGCGGUCGUUUGGUGGUGGUCGAAUUUACAGCCAGCUGGUGUGGUCCCUGCAAAAGUAUUGAGCCCAAAGUUAGAGCUUUGUCGCGAAAAUAUCAAGAUCAAGCAUUUGUGCUAAAAGUGGACGUGGACAAGUGCAGCCAUGUGGCACAUGAUUUCCGAGUGUCUUGUAUGCCGACAUUUGUAUUCAUACGAAAUGGCCGUAAGGUUGAUCGUUUUUCGGGAGCUGACGAAAACGAGUUGGAGUACAAAAUGUCCAAAAUGGCAAAGAAGUUAAAAAAGUGAGAAGAAGGAGAGAGAGAUUGGAAACUAGAAAUAAGGAAAUAAUGUAACUGUGUAUCCAGAAUGUUUGUAAUCGUAAUUGUGUAAUUUAAUUUUGUUGAAAUUUUAUUGAACUUGAUGAUGAUGUUGUAAACUUAAAAUAAUGUAAAAUGCAUCUGGUAUGACAUUGAAAAUCUAAGAGAAUUUUGUAACACUAUAGAAGUUAAGUAAUUAUUGAUUAACUGAGAAAUAUAAUAAAACAGACAUUGAGCUACAAAA
Messenger RNA from Anastrepha obliqua, 729 nucleotides. Its product is annotated as thioredoxin-2. The transcript has a single exon. The record is from RefSeq and is a predicted model, not a curated record. Bases 139 to 474 code for a protein of 111 amino acids. Gene Ontology annotation, molecular function: protein-disulfide reductase activity. Lineage: Eukaryota; Metazoa; Arthropoda; Insecta; Diptera; Tephritidae.